Messenger RNA from Drosophila simulans, 2218 nucleotides. RefSeq names its product myb-like protein AA. Bases 690 to 1979 code for a protein of 429 amino acids. The transcript is spliced from 4 exons. Gene Ontology annotation, biological process: regulation of transcription by RNA polymerase II. The record is from RefSeq and is a predicted model, not a curated record. Lineage: Eukaryota; Metazoa; Arthropoda; Insecta; Diptera; Drosophilidae. Gene Ontology annotation, cellular component: transcription regulator complex; nucleus.
CGCCAAUUUGCAAGAAAACUAAGUUGGUUUGCUGUGCAGUUGUGACAAUCGUCGAGGAGAGCAGCGGCGCACUCUCCACAAGGAAGCUGCCAAGCCAGCGAGAGGUGACAAGUGAAAAGUGGCAAGUGGAAGUACCAAAUGGUGACAGGUUCACUGGUAGUAAUCGCAAGUUAGCUGCCCGUUUGGCUGCGGAUUUUCGUCCAAGUUCGCUAUUCGUGUUGGUUUUUGAUGGUUUCGUCUCUCUCGGGAGUCCGCAUAGGCGGCAGUGUGUGUAUACAUAUACGUGCUUUCACACUGACAACAGGGCCGGGCGCGUGUAUGAGUGUGGUUAAUUUUGCCGUGUUGCCGAACAUCUGUAUCUGUAUCUGUGGCAGCCAAUAGUUGUGGCAAGGCCCUCGAGCCACUCGCAACACAACACAUAACAACAGCAUCCCCAAUAAGUGGCAGCAACUACGCCGCAUGGCAAAGCACCAACGGCCGCAUUUGUUGUUAAUUGAAAUAAAUUGAAAUAAAUUCCCCGACUUUGCUGCUCAUAUUGUUAAUAAAGAGUAGCCGGAGCGACGCAACGGCGAAUCAGCAGCAGCAGUAAACAAAACUCCCAGCAUCCGGCGACACAGGACAUGCGCAGUGGCCUUUUUGGUAGUUGCAUUUCGGCCAACAGCGACUGAAAGAGCAGAGAGCGGAGGAGCAUGGCCUUUUCCCGCCACAACAUCGAGAAGCGCCGACUCAUCGAGCUCGUGCGACUCAACCCAAUCCUCUGGGACUGCCGCCUGCCACACUACAAGCGCUCGGACAAGCGCAAGGCCAUCAAAUGGAACGAGUUGGGGCGGCUCUUCAACGUUAAUGGCGAGCGGGUGCAGCGCACGUUCACUUCGCUCCGCGAGAUCUUCCGCCGCGAGCUGAACCACGAAAAGAUGCUGGGCACCACGCGCUUCAAGUCCAAGUGGGAGUACUACGAUGCCAUGGCCUUCCUCAAGGAGGUCAUUCGAGAACGCAAAUCUCGCGAGCGCAUCAAGCACGGCUCUUUGGAUCCCGCACCAGUAGCCACAGGCAGCAGCAACAAUAACAACAACUGCGUAAGCCGCAAUAGCAGCAACAACAACAGCAGCAGUGCGGCACUAGACGAAUACCAGUACUUUGCUCCUAGCGACCCCAACAACCCGAACAAUCAGCCCCAGCCGCAGCCCGAACCAAAGAGUAGUCUGCCAGUGACUAUUCCCAGUCUAAGUCUCAGCCUCAGCCAGUUGCCGGUGGCUCUGCAGCAGCAGGCCCAGCAUCUCCAAGCCUUACAGCUGCAACCGGACGUGACGCUGACUUCCCUGCAGAAGCAACCUUUGCCCACUUCCCUUUCCAUUGCCACAUCCGCGCCCUUAGCACAAACCUCGCCCGCCCAGGUGCUGUCCAGCUCGCGCUCCUGCAGCUCUUCGCCCUCCAUCUAUAUAAAGGACGAGCCGUGUUCUCCGGCAGGCGGUUGCCCGGAAGAAAUGAUGACCGGAAAUGGACCAGAGGCGACAAGGAAGAAGCUGGCCACAAUUCGUCCGCAGACCAAACAGCAACUUAAAGCGCGUCUGCAGCUGCCCACGCCCAAAAACUCAUCAUCGUACGCUACGUCGCCGCCCCAUUUGAUCAUCAAUGCCAACAACGAGCUUAUUGACACCGACGCCGGGGACCUGGAGGAGGAUCUGGACGACUUCGACGAGGACGACGACGUGACCGGACGCUGCUCACCCAUCGUCGGCCAGUCGGAGAUGAUGGGUGCCGACGGCAGACUCUCGGUCGGAAGCAUUUAUAUCGGUGAGGGUGGCGACUGCGGAAGGGGUCUGGGUAGAGCCCACACUCAGGCGCGCCACGUGCCUACCUCCAGGGAACUGCUCUACAUGAAAUUCGGUGACUUUCUGGCCGCCAGAUUGAACACUUUGCAUGAGACUGUAGCUAAUGAGCUGAUGAACAAGAUGCUGCUGCUAAUUGCAGAGAAGUGAGGAAAGCGGGGACCGAUGUCGCCUCUAAAAUUAUUGCAUUUGGAGUGGCGUAGCUCCCAUCACCAAGGCGACAUAGUGUUGGAUAGUGUAUUAAGGUGCACAAAUCAAGUGUGUACCAUGUGCCAUUUAAGCAUCUCUCCAAGGCGUAUGAUAGUCUAUGGUUAAAAUCAAUGGAUAAGUCUUUAAAUCAAACAAGUUCAAAAAAUGCGACCAAUAAAAUUGUAUCAUUCCGAACUCAA